AUGCAGGAGGAGGCCGGCGACUCGGUGGGCGCCCGUCGGGCAGUGGAGAAGCUGUCCGAAGCGGUGGGGCUGCGAGCCAAGGCUCUGGGCAGCGCCCUCCAGGAGGCUCACCGCCAGCGGCGCCUCCUGCUGGCCAUCGUUUGCGUGGCGCUGCUGCUGGACAACAUGCUCUACAUGGUCAUCGUGCCCAUCAUCCCCGACUACCUGGCCACCAUGGAUGGCGGCGGCGGCGCGGGGAAGGUACCGACGGCCGGGCAGAGCCUGGAGGUCAACAGCAGUGGGACGGGCGGGGGCUGGGCCGGCAACGCCAGCAGGACCUCCGGGCUGUUCCCGCCGCCCUUGCGGGCCGACAACCAGGACAUCAAGAUCGGCGUGCUCUUCGCCUCCAAGGCCAUCCUGCAGUUGCUGGUCAACCCGCUGACCGGCACUUUCAUCGACCGCGUGGGCUACGUCCUGCCGUUGCUGAUCGGGCUGCUGGUCAUGUUCCUCUCCACACUCAUCUUCGCCUUCGCCGAAAACUACGCCACCCUCUUCGUGGCGCGCAGCAUGCAGGGACUGGGCUCGGCCUUCGCCGACACCUCGGGGAUAGCCCUCAUCGCCGACAAAUACACCGAGGAGUCGGAGCGCAACCGCGCCCUGGGCGUGGCGCUGGCUUUUAUCUCCUUCGGCAGCCUGGUGGCGCCCCCCUUUGGCGGCAUCUUGUAUCGCUUCGCCCGCAAGCAGGCGCCCUUCCUGGUGCUGGCCUCCAUCAGCCUCCUGGACGCCCUGCUACUGCUGGUGGCCAUCAAGCCCUUCGCCAACAGGACCCGGGAGAACAUGCCGGUGGGCACCCCCAUCCACCGGCUGAUGAUCGACCCCUACAUCGCGGUGGUGGCCGGGGCCCUCACCACUUGCAACAUCCCCUUGGCCUUCCUGGAGCCCACCAUCGCCAGCUGGAUGAACCGCACCAUGAACACCAACGAGUGGGAGAUGGGUCUGGCUUGGCUGCCAGCCUUCUUCCCCCACGUCCUGGGUGUCUUCAUCACCAUCAAGCUGGCGGACAAGUAUCCCCACCUGCAGUGGUUCUAUGGGGCGCUGGGCAUGGUCAUCAUUGGGGCCAGCUCCUGCGUGGUGCCUGCUUGCCGGAACUUUACCCAACUGAUGCUCCCAUUGUGUGGCAUCUGCUUUGGCAUUGCCCUGGUGGACACCGCCCUUCUGCCCACCCUUGCCUUCUUGGUAGAUGUGCGCUAUGUGUCUGUCUACGGCAGUGUCUACGCCAUUGCCGACAUCUCCUAUUCGGUGGCCUAUGCCCUGGGGCCCAUCGUGGCUGGAGAGAUUGUCCACUCGUUUGGCUUCACCCAACUAAGCUUGGGCAUGGGCCUUGCCAAUGUCCUCUAUUCUCCGGUCCUUCUGGCCCUCAAAAACAUUUGCCAUAUGAAGCCCUCCCACUCGGAGAGGAACAUCCUUCUUGACGAGGAACCCAAAGGACUAUACGAUACCAUCAAGAUGGAAGAACGCAAAGCCAAGGGUAGAAACUUCCACCCAGUGGGGGAUUUUGAAGAGAAUAGUGUAGAUCCUUAUCAAAGAGACUUUAAAGGGGCUUUUGAGGAUGAUUCCUCAGACUAUGACUAUACUUAGGGCCUGGCUAGAAGGUCCUGUCCGAAUAGGGACAGUGUCUCAGCUAUUGUCUCCAUAUCCCCAAUGUGCUAUACAUUAAUCUUUCUCUAAAUCUCAAUCUAUGUCUCCCUCCCUCUCUCUCUCUUGCUCCUUCUCUCCUCUCCUUCUCAAGUUAGGACUUAAACCACUCUAUUGAGAUUAAAACUGUCUAUCCCCAAAUAGCAUAAUUGCAUAGAUGUAUUGGUCCUUUCUUGUUACAAGAAACGAAGUAGACCUCCCAUGCUUUCUGCGGUUCUGCCAAAGGUUUGGAGGCAGCAGUGUCGUGUGUGACUUAAGACUGGUUCACACAUGCACGUAUCACCCUUGAUGCAUCAGUUUGGUUGGCUUUCAUUUUUCUUCGUUUUUAUUCCCAGUUCCAAUGGCACACUUUAUCUAUACUUGAUUAAAAUAUAGUGAAGUUGGAAGCCACGAGCUGCACGUGCCCUGUUUCCCCCAUGUCUGCUGUGCAUGUGUGACAUGAUCUGAGUGUUCUGUCUGUGACAUUAGAUUCGGGCGUCUUCUCACUAGAGAUAUUGCAGUUAUGCAUGUGUGAACCAGCUUCAUCUUUAUCAGAUGCUUCAAAAAUACACAUCCAGGAUCUCCAUAAAUAUUGUACAUUUAUAGACAGAUCUCCACCUGGAAAUUUUCCAUCAGAU
Messenger RNA from Thamnophis sirtalis, 2291 nucleotides. RefSeq names its product solute carrier family 18 member A3 (gene SLC18A3). Lineage: Eukaryota; Metazoa; Chordata; Lepidosauria; Squamata; Natricidae. Gene Ontology annotation, molecular function: acetylcholine transmembrane transporter activity. Gene Ontology annotation, biological process: chemical synaptic transmission; transmembrane transport. Gene Ontology annotation, cellular component: AP-1 adaptor complex; terminal bouton; AP-2 adaptor complex. The record is from RefSeq and is a predicted model, not a curated record.